ACCCAGUCUGUAAGACAGCAGCUGCUUUUAAAGCUCUGAGGACCAAGGGGCAUUGGUCACAAAUAUCUCUCUGGAUCAGCUACUGGAGGGAGAAAAAAUAAACUCCUCUGAAUUAUUAAAGACUAAGCCCUACUUAUCACAAUGCACUGCCUGAAAAGUCUGAGGACAGCUAACCCGGGAAUCUUGCAGCUGUUUAAAAAUGCAGGGAUCUCCGCCAGAGUUGGAGCUGAAAACAUUGUUUUGUCCAGGAUGCAGCAACCUGUUCCUCUCCCCUGCUGGGUCGCAGCAUCACCGCACACCCACAGAGCCUUUCACCAACAGACGGCCGCUGAUGUGGACCAAGGACACGCCAAAAGUAGGUUGAUGUCCAGCAUGGAGGACCUACUUUUCUACACCAUCACUGAAGGCAAAGAGAUGAUCCCCCUGUCUCAGUUCAUCUCUGCUUUGAGGAAAACUGGUUUGUUGACGUCUGACCCUCGGCUGCGUGACUGUGUCCGACAGAUGCGACAAUCCUCACUCGACUCUAUAGGGCCGGUCAUGAUGGAUAAGAAGCUCUUCAGAAGGUGUGUGGGCAACAACAUCAUGCUGCUGACUAAAGCUUUCAGAAAGAAGUUCAUCAUUCCGAACUUUGAGGAGUUUAUCCAGCACAUUGACAGGAUGUAUGACAAUGCUCAAAAGCAGGAGGCAGGACAAGUAGCUGAUUACAUUCCUCAGCUGGCUAAGUUCAGCCCUGAUCUCUGGGGUGUGUCUCUGUGCACAAUCGAUGGACAGAGACACUCUGUGGGUGACACAAAGGUUCCCUUUUGUGUGCAGUCGUGUGUGAAGCCUCUGGAGUACGCCAUCGCUGUGCACGAGUUAGGCAGCGAACACGUUCACCACUUUGUGGGCAAAGAGCCCAGUGGAUUCAAGUUCAACAAACUGUCACUAAAUGAGGAAGAUAAACCACACAACCCGAUGGUGAAUGCUGGAGCUAUUGUCAUCAGUUCCUUAAUAAAGCCUCAUUCAAAUAAGGCUGAAAGGUUCGACUAUAUGAUGGAGUUCUUGAAAAGUUUGGCUGGUACAGAGUUUGUGGGCUUUAGCAAUGCAACUUUCCAGUCAGAAAGGGAGACCGGUGAUAGGAAUUUUGCAAUCGGUUAUUACCUCAAAGAGAAAAAGUGCUUUCCAGACAAUGCAGAUAUGAUUGCAGCCCUUGACUUCUACUUUCAGCUGUGCUCCAUUGAGGUGACAUGCGAGUCAGGAAGUGUCAUGGCUGCCACACUGGCCAACGGGGGUAUUUGUCCAAUCACAGGCGAGCGUGUGCUGAGCGCUGAAGCCGUUCGUAACACCCUUAGCCUCAUGCAUUCCUGCGGCAUGUACGACUUCUCCGGACAGUUUGCCUUCCAUGUGGGCUUGCCUGCUAAAUCUGGCGUUUCAGGUGCUGUUCUGUUGGUUGUCCCCAACGUCAUGGGUAUGAUGUGCUGGUCCCCACCUUUAGAUCGGCUCGGAAACAGCGUCCGCGGUAUUCACUUCUGUCAGGAGCUGGUGUCUCACUUCAACUUCCACAAUUACGACAACCUGAGACACUUCACCAAGAAACACGACCCACGAAGAAAAUCAGAUGAAGAUCCGAACAAGUCCGUGGUAAACCUGAUGUUUGCAGCCUACAGCGGAGACCUCUCUGCUCUGAGGAGGUUUGCCCUCUCAGCUGUGGACAUGGAGCAGAGAGACUAUGACUCUCGCACAGCGCUCCACAUCGCUGCCGCAGAAGGUCAUGUGGAAGCUGUUGUCUUCAUGACUGAAAUAUGUAAAGUGAAUCCCCACAUGAAAGACAGAUGGGGGAACACACCUCUGGAUGACGCCAUGCAGUUUGGCCAUGAUGUCGUUGUUUCAGUCCUGCAAGAGUACCAGCGUCAGUACACUGACAGCGACGCAUCAAGCGACACAGAGGAGCAGAAGACGGCGUUGGAUUCGUUGAAGAGCAUUGUCUAAAUGACAAGGGAUCAGAGGGGUUCGUAAUGGAAAUUAAUCUAUUUUAUUAUGAGAGGACACAAGGUGACUGUGAGACCGGAUGAAUGAAUGAGUUUGUCUUUAAUAUGGUAACAGAUGUUACAUACUUAGACAUUUGACAAGAUAUUAAGUGAAGGAUUAAAAGGGAAGUUCACCCCAAAAUGUAAAAAAAUAUACAUUAUUUCUUCUCUUACCUGUAGUGCUAUUUAUCAAUCUUGAUUGUUUUGGUGUGAGUUGCAGAGAUAUGGGCCGUUAUUGUCUUAUUUUCGAGUGACAUCUAGUUCCAUUAUAUCAGAAAGAAGUCAGUCCUUGCUGUAAGCAGUUUAAUGUAGAAAGAAGGAAGCAUGCAUCUACUCAUGGCUGAGAAACUUGUGCCCAUGGCAGUGCAAGAUGCGUUUCCUUCAGCGUGGUGAUGUGUUUGCUGGGUGGAAAGACAAUAGUCCCCACAUGAAACUGUAUUUUUUGGCAGUUUGAGCACCAUAUGCCAUGUAGUUCCAUUAUAUUUUAGAGAAGGCAGACAUCUCAAUUAGGGGUCGACUGAUAUUCGUUUUUCAGGGCCAGUGCGAUAUUGAUUAUUAGUACGUAAUUAGACCGAUAACUGAUAUUUGGAACCAAUAUGCAUUUAUAAUGAAAGUGAAAAUAUUUCUGUCGAAAUUUAGAAUUUG
Molecule: messenger RNA, 2651 nt
Organism: Plectropomus leopardus (leopard coralgrouper)
Lineage: Eukaryota; Metazoa; Chordata; Actinopteri; Perciformes; Serranidae
Gene: gls2a
Product: glutaminase 2a (liver, mitochondrial)
Biological process (GO): L-glutamine catabolic process
Molecular function (GO): protein binding; glutaminase activity
Source: RefSeq, a predicted model, not a curated record